CGCCAGCAAACGCUCAGUUCGAAUGUAGCCGCGGUUUGUACCAGUAGCCGCGCGCACUGUGUUAAGAAACGCACGGAUCAUCAGCCGCGAACACUACUGCACACGCGCGCACCGUCUCCCCUUCUCGCUGUCUUAGAUUUGUUGUCGUGUGUGAAAGUGAACGUUGUCGGUAACCGAGGGGAAGCGAAAACUGCCCGUAGGAAUAGAAGAUACGCUUGCAGUGUUUGGCUGGUUAGGGAUUUUUGUUUCCUGUUUAUUUCGUUUUUUGCUGCUCAUUGCCGUCCUUGGAUCAUUUUCCCGACCAAUUUUCCUCCACCGCCUGCGGGACCUGCGAGCAAUAAUAUGCACCGAUAUAGAGUGGCGCUCAAACAUUAGCGAUCGCCGCUGGUUGGCAGAGCUUCUGCUACUGAUUAGUGUGUUUUCCUGUUUAUAAAUAUUUUGAGUGCUCGUUCAUCGCGUGGUUCGAGGUGGUGGGCACUGGACGCAGCUGGAAAAUCCGGUUCGCCAGUACGUCGCGGAACGCGUUUUUCCCCGAGGAGCAGAAAUUACGGAUCCCCUCCCCGUAUGGAAGACGUGUAGAGAGUGUCGGGACGUACGGGAAGACGAACCACCGCUGCGAAAAACCAGACCCGAAAUUAACUCGCGUGAAAAAGGGCAGCCGUGUGUGUGAAAACGCUUACUGUGUCUGGUGUGCCAAAACGGUCGGUGUGUGUGUGUGAUUGCGUGUGUCGUGAGCGGGAGUAGUAGACCAUCUUAGACACUCUACAGCGGUUUGCCGAGUGUGUCAUCACUGUCGGAAGAGUAUCGCGUAACCCCCUUCGAAACGGAGCAAUCGUGAUCGCAACCCCUCUAGAAGGAAGGUGGUGGUAGAGAAGAACAUCGGCGCAACCAGAAGUAGGCAGUAACUUGAUCUUUUGGCGGUUUGUCCUAGAACCGACGGAAUAGCAGGAAGGAAAAACGUGGCAGAGUGCAUCUUCGUCCAGAUAAAUUCACGUCAAAUCAGAUCAAUGCUCCAAAGGAUAAAUCGAACAACAUCUUCCCCGCUCAGUGCAAAACCGAAUCCCCGAGCUGGUCCUAAUUGCCCUAUUGCCAGUGAUCUGUUAUGACCGUUGCCUGUUUUAUACGUUGCUAAUAAGUAUAUCAAACCGCUCUGUUCGCAAAAGUAGGCAGUUGUUUUGUUAAGUAUCAAUUAGAAAUCGUUAAACGUAAGAGUGCAAAUAUCUUCAUCUCAAACGAACGAGCCGCUUGGAGCAUCUCUUUACUUUUGCAAAAGCUACUCACAGUGAGUGACUGUGUGUCUGUUUUGUUUUACGGCCAGAGAGUUUUUUUUUUCAAAGGCAGCAAAAUGUUCAAUCGACUACGAAUGCGAAAGGAAAAGCCUUCGAAAUCGGAGACAAUCUCCACGACCAACACCACCGUCAUACAGGAUGCAGCGAAGGAUAACAAGAAGUUAAUCCUAGACAAUAGCCGCUGGGAGAGACGCCUCCAGAAGGAACUGAUGUCUUUAAUAAAGGAACCCCCACCAGGAGUGUCAGUGGACGAAGAAAGCGUUAGUCAAAACCUUACUCAAUGGAUAAUAAACAUUGAUGGUGUGGAAGGAACACUGUACGAGGGUGAACACUUUCAGUUGUUAUUCAAAUUCAACAAUAAGUAUCCGUUCGAUUCGCCGGAGGUUACGUUUAUAGGCUCAAAUAUUCCUAUCCAUCCUCAUGUCUACUCGAACGGACACAUAUGUCUGUCGAUCCUAACGGAUGAUUGGUCACCAGCGUUGUCAGUACAAUCAGUGUGUCUUAGUAUAUCGUCAAUGUUGAGCAGCUGUCGAGAGAAGCGACGGCCACCGGACAACGGUAUUUAUGUGAAGACGUGUAACAAAAAUCCGAAGAAAACCAAAUGGUGGUACCAUGACGAUUCCGUGUAGGAGGUCGCCCCAAGGUGGCGUAAUUGAUGCCCGACUGAAGGAUGCAAACAAGGACCGAUGUAGUCGUCGAUUCCAAAACACUUUCUGUAUAAUUUGUCUCCAUGGUUUCGUAUCGGACGAUGAAACAGCCGAUGUAACUCUAUAAAACAUACGUAUUCAUUAUCUCUCUA
This is a messenger RNA of Anopheles merus, 2088 nucleotides long. Its product is annotated as ubiquitin-conjugating enzyme E2 W. Lineage: Eukaryota; Metazoa; Arthropoda; Insecta; Diptera; Culicidae. Bases 1346 to 1918 code for a protein of 190 amino acids. The transcript has 7 exons. The record is from RefSeq and is a predicted model, not a curated record.